AUGGGCACGCAGUUGCCGGUUGGAAGCGCUCGGGGCACUGCGGCGAAUAUUAUGGGUCGUCGCUGUUGUUGAGCUAAAAAUAUUCCUUCUCAAUUGAAAUGACAAAAACACCAUAAAGUUCAACAAAGUUUUACAUUAAUUAAUUCCCCCUCACCCUCUGGCCUCCGCCUCCUUUCAUCACCCGCGGUUUCCUGAAGCUACCUCCUGCUUUUUCGAUGAUGCAUGACCAGGGACUAGUGAAGCACACCAGUGUCAACUCUGAUUCUCUCCUUGUCGAAUUUGACUUCAACGGCGAUUUCCGUAUCGAAGAUAAACCGGUUUUCAUCGACCGCUACGAGUCCAUUGAUGACGGAACUUCACUCUGGGAUGCAGGAGUGGUGUUGGGACAGUACUAUAUGCGACUUGAACUUGAUGUUUUGAGUAGUUCCUUUGUUCUUGAUUGCCGACCUAUUUGGGAAUGAGUUUCUCCCUAUUUUUGAUAUUCGCGACCACUUCUAGAAGGAACAAGAGACAUCACAUCUUCCAUUUUUGCUUCUCGAUGCAGCUAGCUACGUAUAAAUUUAAAUAUUAUACCUGCUAUUAUAACUCAACAACCUCAGCGUCAGCCGCGACCUGCGACCACCACUUUGAACAACUUCCACCUCCACCUACUGCCUCAGGUACAUCACUUUCUACAAGGAGUUGUAUCCUGGCAACUGUCUGGAACUCGGUUCUGGUACGGGUUUUGCUGGAAUCUGCCGAGCCAUCGGAUGUCCAGAAACGCAGGUUUAUCUCACAGACGUCGAAAAAAUCAUCCAACAAGCAGGGAUGAAUGUCCAGAUGAACGAACUUCAGGAUCGCGUCUUUACCAAGGUAGUAUUUACUACAAGUGCUAGUAGAGCUUCUAGAAGUGCUACUGCUCAGAGUUAGUUGUUAGAGAAUAACAUGUCAGAGUUAGUUGUUAGAGAAUAACAUCAGUUGUUGGAGAAUACGUGCACCAGUGUGCUUGAAAGAAAAAUCUCAUAUGGAUAAGGACGGGAAGAAAAUACUUACAGGUAUAUUAGCGUCGUCUGCAUGUUCCUGAGGCAGUGCCUGAAAGUACUUCGUUAUCCUUGAUCAUCGUACAUUUACAUAGGUCUUCGACUGGGAAGGUGAAUGUCCUUGGACAGUGUCUGCUGAAAACACCUUCCCCUGGGACUUCGUGAUGGCCUCGGACGUCUUGUGGUUAUGGCUUUCUUGAUCUUAGCUGGGUUUUUGAGUUUAACCGAGUUUCAUCGUAGUUCAUGUGACGAUGCUGAGAGUCUAACCGAGUUUCAUCGUAGUUCAUGUGACGAUUCUGAGUGAUCAUCUUCAGUUCAUGUGCCGAUUUUUCUGAGUGAUCAUCAUCUUCUUCGACAUCUUCUUCAACAUCUUCUUCAGCAUCUUCUUCAGCAUCUUCUUCAACAUCUUCUUCAGCAUCUUCUUCAACAUCUUCUUCAACAUCUUCUUCAACAUCCUCUUCAACAUCUUCUUCAACAUCCUCUUCAACAUUUUCAGAGAGCUGUUUUGUUCAUCUUUAGGCAGUCAUCAACAUCCUCUUACCUCUAAUCUCCCACCGUCUGCUCGUUGACAAGUUCUUCAAGGGUCUAGCUAAGGUGACCACGCCUGGGAUGAAGGCUGUUCUUGCGCACGUGAACAGGUCGCAGAAUCUGUAUGCGGAUAUCCAAGCUUAUGGCGAAGAUGUGGUCCUUCUAGCUAGUGUCUUGUGAUGUCUGUAGGCGCGGACGAGCAACUUCUUGGCAGCCCUUGUGUUAUUAGCAAUAGUACUUACAGUGAACUACUUAGGACUAGCUGGACGACGAGAAGAACUAACUAGUACAACUUCAACGUCUGGACGUAGGUCGUGAAGAAGAUGAACUACUAGUACUAAGAAAUUCUACUUGUUGUACUACAUCUUCAACUACUCUAGUAACGAAAUUGGACUUGUUGAAUGAUAAGUCUGUCAUACCUCUAACUCCCCGAAUGCGCCAAAGAAGGAUUUGACGUGUUGUCCGUAACGCCAUCGACCGAAAUGGAACUGCCGCAUCGUGGCCAUAGCAUGUGCCAUAUUUGGAUUUUGCAGAAACAGAAGGCUUAGCUGUGGUCAUAUAAUUGGAAUUUUUCUACUAGAUCAGAAAGAGUAGAAUACUUGAUAGAAAUUGACAACAUGAUGAUCUACAUCAAGAGCAUUUCUGAGGUCAUAUGACAUUUUUUGCUGCAUACAAUUACUCACAAUUCGAUAGACGACGUUAGACGAGAUAGACGACGUCCUCAUGCACCAUCAGAACAUCAAACUUUUUUACUACUUAUUGUCAUCAUCACUUCAAUUUGUCACUUCAAUUUAUUCAAGUUCAAGAUCGUUUCAUUGUAAAUUUUUUAACCUCCGUAUUUGGAGAUUGUACAGCAUAUUUUCAGAAGAUCGAACAACACCAUAAUGGAUCGUUUAAUGUAUACAACUAGAUGAGCGGAAAGACAACUACAUUUGAAGGAAAACACGACAAAGAAGAACGCACAAAGACAAGGAAACACUUAGACUUAUACGGAUGCAUAGAUUGAUUUUGUAUUGCAGUUGUACUCGUAGAACAUGGAUGAAGAUGAUCAUACAAACAAGAUGAUAUUUUUCCAGCUGGCUGGCUUUCGCCACGGAGCAACAGAUUCAGAAGGAAGGGCCCAGCAGAAGCAGCUGCACACGACGGCUCACAAGUGUCCCCUCGAUUCGUCUCCUCGAGGAAUCAAAUAAUCCUUGAGGCGUUAUCGCCUAAGUCUAGAUGAAGAGCAGGCUCAUCUUUGUAUAUUCAUGCUAAUUUUCCUUAUCCUUACGUUCAUCUUUCGACGUGUAGUUACUGGCAGUAGCUCUAGUUCAACAACAUUGCACAUAUGUAGACUGAAAUGUUAUGAAUUGAUGCUAUUACACCACAGUGUUGAGCAGGGACUCGCUAUUUCCACCGGCAUGAACUUCUGUUACUACUUCAACAUAUAAUAAUGAUUCAUCUUCAACAUCGCGACCACGAGCAUGAAAAAUGUUUAUCAUGAGCAAGAAUCUUCCACACUUUGCACCUACCACCAAGAAACUGUCUCUCAGAGGAUUUGGUUGGUGCCUGCCCAAAUCCAAAGGUUGGUUGUGUAUGUGUGUGCGUGUCGUGCACUCUCUUGAAAUAUGAAAGACUAAGAGAUUGAUCGUGAUGGACGCAGAUGAGACUCGUCUAUCUCUAUGCCUCUUAUUUCUGAAAGUAGGAUAUCAUCUUCUCAAACUCAUAGACUUACUCUGUUUGAUAUGUUGUAGAUGCGACAGAC
Molecule: messenger RNA, 3291 nt
Organism: Amoebophrya sp. A25
Lineage: Eukaryota; Dinophyceae; Syndiniales; Amoebophryaceae
Source: the annotation of a GenBank genome assembly